AAUGCAUAUCUCCGGCAAUGGAAAUGCAAGUUCAAGGACUACAUAAAUUCACUCAUGAUCAGAGAAGCCCCACCAGCCAACCGACUUUGCUCAGUCUGCAAGAAGGAUGGGGUGUAUAGAUGUCAUGGCUGUUUCAAUGAGCCACUCUUUUGCACAGACUGUUGCAGAAUUCAACAUCAAAGACAUCCAUUCCAUCGCAUCAGUCAAUGGACCGGAUCAUUUUUUCAAGAAACUUCACUCAUUAAAGUUGGCCUGCACAUUCACCUUGCUCACGACGGCACUCCAUGUCCCAGCAGCACCGAUGACUCAUCAGACUUCUUUCAGUGGUCAGAUACCGAUGACAAUAUAGAUGACGAUUAUCCGGAAGGACCUUUCAUUCAACCGGUCAGAGACUCAGAUCGUCCGGCAAUAACUGUAGUAGACAAGUCCGGCGUUCACUCCCUUUCCAUAUGUUAUUGCCAAUGCCCCAGUGCUCUCAGCCGAGACAUACAGCUCUUUCAAGCAGGCUUGUUUCCGGCGUCUUUCACCAGACCAAAAACUGCAUUCACAUUCGCUGUCUUGGACGACUUUCUGUUAGACAAUCUCGAGUGCGGUACAUCGGCCAUGAAUUACUACAGCAAAAUUCGCAGACUCACCUCUAGCAUCUUUCCACUGAUGGUUCCGGAUCGCUAUAGAGAGCUCAUGAGAGCUGCCAGGCAGUGGCGACAAUGCAAGCUCUACAAGUGGCAUGGAUUUGCCCACAAAGAUGACCAGCCAAAGGAUGGUGAUCUUGCCCUAUUUUGUCCGGCAUGUCCGCAACCGGGUAUAAACUUGGACCUGUCUACCAGUACAGUCGCCCAGCCUGACGAUACACCUUCCUGGCUCAUGACUAGGUAUUUGGUCAUGGAUGGCAAUUUCAAAGCCGAGCACAUGCAUCCGGUGAAUCCAUCCGAUGAAGUAUCAUUAAUGGAUGGUCUGGGGUUCAUGGUCUCCGAUGAAAGAUACAAGAGCCAUUUGGCCAUUGCUCAAGACAAUGUCCAAAGGUCGGAUUGCAAUAAUCACCGGGCAGUAAAUCAAGCAAACGCCUCGCGGCAAAGGCUGGAAGCCACCGGUAUAGGAGGAUGUGCAUGUGCACGGCAUGGAUGUUUUGUCCCACAUUCCAUGGUUGACUUUCAGAAAGGCGAAAGGUCAAUGAACAUGGACUAUGCAUUAAGUCAAGCUCUCAACUAUAAGACCGACGGAAUCUCUCGAGCCAUCACAUUCUACGACAUAAAUUGUCAGUAUAACAAGUAUUUGAAGGACCGGAUCGCUUCCAGCAUGUAUCUUUCCAUCCCCAUAGGUAUGGAUAUCAUUCCUGGAAUCGGUUUGUGGCAUGUACAUGGACAUCAAGACAACUGCUUUGUCCGGUAUGCAUCAAAUUUUAUCCAUGGGACCGGCCGGAUAGACGGAGAGAUUAUGGAAACCCUCUGGGCACCUUUGAAUAUAAUAUCUCCAUCGGCCAGGGGCAUGGGAACUCCCCAUCGCAAGGAGGUAUUGGAUUAUCAGAUGAAUGAUUGUAAUUUCAUGAAAAUGAUUCGUAUAACUAAGUUUCUGUCCAGAAAAUUCAAAGAGGCCAUCAAGGGGGCUUCGGAAAGCAAACUUGCUUUUGAUAAUCUUAACGAGACCGCCAACCCCGACAUGGUAGUUCUUUGGAAGGCAGAGGAGGCAUUGGCUCAUGCAAACAGAGCAGAGGAUCCUACGGCUAUGGACAUCUAUGAGGCAAGUGUCCACUUUUAUUGGCUGUCCGGUAGGUCUGAUCAUGAGGUCGUGCAGCGCCAACAAAGAAACAGCAGGAAUUGCGCCUCCGCCACUUGGCUUGCAACCGGUCUUACCAUAGAGGAAUCGCAAAUAUCUCUCUGCAAGGAUGUGAGAAGUUUGCGAAUGCACCCAACGGACAUGCAACUGUUGAGAGUGGCUCGAUGCCGGGAUAAGCUUCACACUCAGAUCACGAGCUUUCUUGAGAUGUCACCUACUUAUCUCGGAGUUGGAGUCAAUGUCAAUGAUCCGGAUUGUCUGGUUACUGUUUGUAACUCACUGGAUGAUUGUGAAGAUUACUCCGAUUUUGACGAAGAUCAAAAUCCUGAUCUGGACGUACACAAUGCUUCCAUAUUUCAACCGGAGCUCACUGUCAUACCCCUACCAUCCAACAUUGGUGCAGUGAGGUGCAGGGAGUUAGGUCUCACCAAUCUCAUCAAAGAAGAAAUUGCCCUCCGAGAAGGUCAGGCCAAUGACGCACUGCAUGCCAUUAGAGUUCAUUUAGGAGAUAAAGCUGUUUUAUUCCGCAAUACUGUCCGGUCAGCCAAGUCACAGGCUUCAUCUACUAGGGCAUGGACUCGAGUUCGCUCAGUUGAAACAGCAGUCAAUCUCCAUGCUCGUAUAUAUUCGAAAUGCCGGUCGCAACUGGCCAAACUCCCUGACCACGACCUCUUGAAGAAAUACCUUCCUUUGAAGAAAGAAGACCUGAAAGCCAGCUCUGCGGUGGCCGAUCCAAAUGCACGUGGUCAGAGAGAUACCACUCUUUCAUGGUUCUGGUCCUUGGAUGUUCAGGGAGACACAUCAGGAAAUGACUGGAUGACUGAAUUUUACCGGGUUAAUUGGCUCCGGACAAAAGCACUGCGCGAUCGCUGGAAUGAGGAGGUUAUUCUUGUCAAACACGAAAUGCAGUGGUCAAUUAAUUUCUUCACCCACAGAGCCAAGCAAUGGCUCUGUCACAUGCACAAUGCUACUUCUGCAGGGCUCACCGGACAUACAUGUUAUGCUGCCAGACAAUCUCACAUAUAUGACCUGCUGGCAGCACAUGCAGAGGAUGCUUUUCGGAAAAUGAUCGUUGGGAUAGAAGUCCCAGUUCCGGGUUAG
Messenger RNA from Suillus plorans, 2874 nucleotides. RefSeq lists its product as uncharacterized. The annotation marks the transcript as partial. NCBI's taxonomy places the organism in Eukaryota, Fungi, Basidiomycota, Agaricomycetes, Boletales, Suillaceae. The record is from RefSeq and is a predicted model, not a curated record. The transcript has 7 exons.